Molecule: messenger RNA, 707 nt
Organism: Halteromyces radiatus
Lineage: Eukaryota; Fungi; Mucoromycota; Mucoromycetes; Mucorales; Cunninghamellaceae
Product: RNA polymerase
Exons: 3
Coding region: 64-540 (158 amino acids)
Biological process (GO): DNA-templated transcription
Cellular component (GO): RNA polymerase III complex; RNA polymerase II, core complex; RNA polymerase I complex
Molecular function (GO): DNA-directed RNA polymerase activity
Source: RefSeq, a predicted model, not a curated record
UUUUUUUUUUUCUAAGGCAAACGGUACCCAUCACAUAGAACUCUUUGUCUCUCUAUAUAUAUUAUGGCUGAAAAUAACAUUUUAUUCCAAGAUAUUUUUGAUAUCAAAGAUAUUGAUCCCAAUGGCAAGCGUUUUGAUAGAGUGUCUCGUGUGAUUGCUCGAUCUGAAAACUAUGAAAUGGACUUGACUUUGGACGUGAAUUCUGAACUUUAUCCUUUGGACAUUGCUGAAAAGUUCUCCUUGAUGCUUGCCUCAUCUUUAGCAUUGGAUGGAUCAACUGGUACUGAUACUAGAGAAAGUUGGAGAGAACGUGCUCCUGGAGAACGUGACUUGAGUGAUGAAUAUGAAUAUGUUAUGUUUGGGAAGGUUUACCGUUAUGAUGAUUCUACAAGUGGAAGUGGUGCUACCAAUGUAUCUGCUGGUCAAAGAGUUUCUGUUUAUGUGUCGUUUGGUGGUUUAUUGAUGUGUUUAGAAGGUGACUAUAGACAUUUGCAAAAGAUCACUGUAGGUGAAAAUGUUUAUUUAUUGAUGCGAAAGUAGACAUAGAUAAAAUGUAUUAGUUGUUAUUCUUUUUUUUUAUUACUAUUAUCAUCAGUUAUUGUAUAUAUUCAUAUAUCUUUUUCCUUUCUUUUAUCAUCAUUUUAUUAUCAAUAAAAAAAAAAGACAUGAUCAUGGAACAUUAUUGUCUUAACAGGGAUUAUCUUCGG